Messenger RNA from Lichtheimia ornata, 1755 nucleotides. RefSeq lists its product as uncharacterized. NCBI's taxonomy places the organism in Eukaryota, Fungi, Mucoromycota, Mucoromycetes, Mucorales, Lichtheimiaceae. The transcript is spliced from 3 exons. The record is from RefSeq and is a predicted model, not a curated record. Bases 1 to 1755 code for a protein of 584 amino acids.
AUGAAUAAACUCAAGACUACGUUUCUACGCACACACAGUACCCGCCCAUCCGAUGAGAGACGAUCGCUACAGUUUGCAAGAAAACUGAAUGCUGCGCAACUGACAGCCUUUGAUGACCCGAACAGCCCCAAUGCUAUACCAUCUUUGCGACCCGAUGAAUUGUGUGAGAUGGAACGUAUUGCUUAUCAGACGUGGUGGAAGGACUUGGACCCUUUUUCAAUUGGCCAUCUUGACAAUGAAGCCAUGCUAAAGUUUGUGCGAGGUUGCUGUCUUCCAGAAGUCAAGUUGGAACAGAUUCUUUUACUUUUCCAAGAUGGCAAGACGAAUGGAUUGGAUGAGCAUCAGUUCUAUGCUAUGUUACGGCUAAUUGCACAUGCCCAAAAUGGCAGGACGAUAAGUCGUGAUAUGGUCUAUUUGGGAGCUCCAGUGCCCAAAUUCCAAACAAACGCGAUCGAUGCUCUUAUCAAACCAGCGGCUGCAACAACAACAACAACAACACCCAAAGUAUCAUCAUCAUCCACAUGUGGUACAACAACAGGCUCUGCUCCUUCUUGGCAGUCGGGAACAACAACAACACGCAAUUCUUGGAUCCAGCCCAGCCCAUCAUCCAACACCAACACUGUUGCUAGGCAACAACAACAACAACAACAACGCCCCACAUCAUGGUAUGUUGGUCAACAACCCUUACCAAUGUAUGAUCCUGCGCCAUCUGCACCGUUUUUGUCGCCACCACCACCACCACAGCAAACAACUACUACUACCACUAACACUACUACAACAUCCAACGAUCGAUCUCCAUUCAACCAAGAUAAUAAACAGUAUGCAGCAGCAGGAUUGAAUAGCUGGUCUCAGCAACUACCACCUUCUCAACAACCCAUGUCACAUUCAAGCACGACGACUAUCAGUGGCAAAAGCACCAACAAUGAGCAAAAACAUCAGUAUACCCAUUCACGUUCACGUUCAGUGCCUUAUUCGGUACCUCAGCCCGCCACUGCUCAAUCAAUGACACAACAAACGCCAUCAACAAGCGUGUUUAAGUUCGAUACGGUAGCUGCAACUCCCUCCAAACAACAACAACAGCAACGCCCUGCACCACUUACAUCACGUGUUUCCAUGGAUGCUGAUUCAUUUCAACGUUUAUCAUCAGCUAUUGACACUGGUCAAUCCUUGUUGUUGACAAAAAAGUUUGUUCCACCCAAGGCAUCCAACAAUCCGUUUGAGAGUGCUAUCGAUGAAUCCCCCAAGCAUGAGUCAUCCUCAGCUGCUGCUGCCAAGUACAGCCCAUUUGCAGAUGAUUUGGAUAACCAAUCAACCCCUCGAGCCUCCAUGUCGUCUUCUUAUCAUCAUCAACCACCACCAGCACAAGAAAAUCAGCAACAGCAGCAAGAGGAGAAGGCAAGUGCACCACCUUGGCCUAGCAUCAAUCGACAUCCAAACAAACAAAACAUAUACCCGCCUCCAGUCCCGUCUCAAGCGACAAAACCAGCAUUCCCCAAGUAUGCUCGCAAUAUUCAACCUUCUUUAGCACUGAGACGGACGCAAAGUUAUCGAUCCUCCGACGCUGCUACUGCUACUGCUGCUGCAACAUUGGAUCCCUUCAAUGUGGCCGAUCCACAAUCGACACCCACCCUCAUCCAUCAUCAUCAUCAUCAUACAACUACUAAUACUACAUCUAAUACUCCACCUAUCGCAUUCUCACAUGGCAACAAGCUCUUUCGACAUAGAUCGUAUGGUUCAGCAUUAAUGCGACGAUAG